CGACUAUGGCUCGCCGUCUCUCUUCCUUUUCCUCUCGCCGAACCUACUCUCUCUUUCUCUCUCUAGCUGCACUAAAAUCGGACCUCCCCUCCCCUCGUGUAUUCUCUCUCUACUUAAAGCUAAAAUCUUGCUUCUGACCGUUUGCACAUCACUCACUCCCUCUCUUCCUCUCUCCCUCUGCGCGAACCCAACGUCGUCGUUUUUUCUCCUCCUCGUCGUUCCGCCACUGUGAUGUGAGUGCACCUCCGGCGAACGCGCUCGGCCGCCGGCGAAGAAGAAGAAGAAGAAGAAGAAGAAGAAGGACGGGAGGAAUGGCGUACAUGUGCGCCGACAGCGGGAACCUCAUGGCCAUCGCCCAGCAAGUCAUCAAGCAGAAGCAGCAGCAGGAGCAGCAGCAGCAGAACCAGCAGCAGAACCCGCACCACCACCACCACCACCACCACCACCCCCACCACCACCACCAGCACCACCUCCUCUUGGGCAUCAACUCCUUCGCCCUCAGCAGUCCUUUGGGCUACCUCCGCCUCCGCCUCCGCCGCCGCCGCCGCCUCCCCCGCCGCCCCGUGCUCCAACGCGGGCUCCCCAAUUUGGCCGCCCCCGCCUUCCCCGACCCCUUCCAGGUCGCCUCCGGGUCCGAUCCCGCCUUCCCCUUCCCCAGCCUGGACCACCACCACGCGUCCGGCGGCGGCGGGUUCCGCUUCGGCGGGUUCGGCGGCGGCGAGUUCGACUCCGACGAGUGGAUGGAGAGCCUGAUGGGGAGCGGGGACUCCACCCCGGUGAGCUCCAGCUUGCCCUCCGCCUGCGACGCGUCGGCGUGGCCGAAUGCCGCGGCCGAUUUCGGGCUCUACUCCGCCGAUCCCUUCGCCGCCUGCCCGAGCCGGCUCGGGAGCUCGGACCUCAACCGGGUCGUUAGCCCCACUUGGGGGCCUGCCACGGCGCCGACGCCUCCGCCGCCGCCGGCUGCGGAGGACUCCAAGCCGGCGAGGGUCUCGGCGUCGCCGCCCAGACAGCACAAGGGCGACGCGGCCACGGCCGCGGUCGGGACGUCUUCCGCUUCCGCUUCCGCUCCGCCGGAGACCGAGCCGUCGCAGCCGCUGCUGAAGGCCCUCCUCGACUGCGCCCGGGUCAGCGAGUCCGACCCGGAGCUGGCCGCGAAGACGCUGGCCCGGCUCCGGGAAUCGGCGUCGGAGCGCGGAGAUCCGGCGGAGAGAGUGGCGUUCUACUUCUCCGACGCCCUGCACAGCCGGCUCUCGCUCGACGGGAGCCCCAUCGCGUCGUCCACGUCGCCGGAGGAGUUCACGCUCUCGUACAAGGCCCUCAACGACGCCUGCCCGUACUCGAAGUUCGCCCACUUGACGGCGAACCAGGCAAUCCUCGAGGCCACCGAGAAGGCCAGCAAGAUCCACAUCGUCGACUUCGGGAUAGUCCAGGGAGUCCAGUGGGCGGCUCUGCUGCAAGCCCUCGCCACCCGCUCCACCGGAAAGCCCGACCGGAUCCGGAUCUCCGGCAUCCCCGCCCGGGCCCUCGGGGAGAACCCGGCGCCCUCCCUCCUCGCCACGGGCAACCGCCUCCGCGAGUUCGCGAAGCUCCUCGACCUCAACUUCGAGUUCGUCCCGAUCCUAGACCCGACCGAUUCCCUGGACGCCGCCAGCUUCCGGGUCGACCCAGACGAGGACCUCGCCGUCAAUUUCAUGCUCCAAUUGUACAACCUCCUGGGCGAGACCUCCGCCGCCGUCGACGCCGCGCUCCGGCUGUCCAAGUCCCUGGGCCCGAAGAUCGUCACGCUGGGCGAGUACGAGGCGUCCCUGAACCGCGCCCCGUACCCGGCCCGGUUCAAGAACGCGCUGGCCUACUACGCAGCGGUGUUCGAGUCCCUCGAGCCGAUGAGCCGCGACUCCCUGCAGCGGCGGGAGGUCGAGAGGCUGCUGCUGGGGCGGAGGAUCGUGCGCUCGGUCGGGCCGGAGGCGCCGCCGGGGACGGGGGCGGAGCGGGAGCGGAUGGAGGACAAGGAGCAAUGGAGGGCCCUGAUGGAGCGGGCCGGCUUCGAGGCGGUGCCGCUCAGCCACUACGCGGUGAGCCAGGCCAAGAUACUGCUGUGGAACUACAAGUACAGCGAGCUGUACUCGCUGCAGGAUUCCCCACCUGGGUUCCUCUCCCUGGCAUGGAACAAGGCGCCCCUCCUCACCGUGUCUGCGUGGCGCUAAUGGAGGAGGGAAGGUCUCUCCCCCUCCAUUUUUUUUUCCUUCUUAUUUUCUUCUGGUUUUUCUUUCUUCUUCUUCUUGGGUGGAGGAGGGGGCUUCAAGGGGUAUAUAGCGAAGUCCUUUUCAAAUGGGUAAUUUUUGUUCUUCUUGCUCUGCAUUCCUGUGUAAUUACAUAUCUUCUGGGUAAUGGCUUUGAUGAUGAUGAUGAUGAUGAUCCGCAAUUCGAUUAGCAGCGGGGGUGACUAGUUCAGAGCUUACAGUCAAAGAUUCAGGCGUGGAAACCUAAUCCUUGAGGUGUGAAAUCGAAAGAUGUUUCAUUUGGGAUUUUUACUUCGGUCCUUGGUUAGUUCCAGAAGUUGUUCUUCCCUUAGCUUGGAGUUUUACUUCUUCUUUCUUGCUGCCCUCCUUCUUCUUCUUGUUCUUGUUCUUCUUCUCUCUUCUGGGAUUUUGGGUUUAAUGUAGGUGAAAGCAAAUGUAAAAACGGGGACUUUGUGUACCCCCAAGAAUUGAAUUUAGGUUUUCUCUUUUUGUUUUUUUGGCUCGGGCUCGGUGUAAUUCUUCUGUACAUUAGUUUUUUGUCGUUUUCACUCGAUUUCUGUAGAUUGAAAACAUUGAAGCCAGCAGAUGGUGAAUACUGCUAACUGCUUAGAAAGAAGAAUUCAGGGUCGCUUGAAAGAUGCAUAA
Eucalyptus grandis is the source of this 2885-nucleotide messenger RNA. Its product is annotated as scarecrow-like protein 4. The transcript has a single exon. The record is from RefSeq and is a predicted model, not a curated record. Gene Ontology annotation, molecular function: DNA-binding transcription factor activity; sequence-specific DNA binding. The coding region runs from base 312 to 2204 and encodes 630 amino acids. Gene Ontology annotation, cellular component: nucleus. Lineage: Eukaryota; Viridiplantae; Streptophyta; Magnoliopsida; Myrtales; Myrtaceae. Gene Ontology annotation, biological process: regulation of DNA-templated transcription.